AUGGACAACUCGCCGGUCGAAAUCAUUUUCCGGUGGGACUCCGAGGAUGUCCGACAAAAGAUGAUCUUCGACGGCGACCGGCAAGAGGCGGAGCGCUACCUCCAAGCCGUAGACGAAAUCCAGCGCUCCGGCGACCAGAGUGCUGUCUCGAUCGCCAUGGCACGCUUGGAAAACGAAUUUCGCAACAUUCUCACCUCCCGCACCAAGCCCAUUUCCGUCCUUCCCCAUCUCAACACCAAAGAAGAAGACGAAGUAGUAGUAGAAGAAGAAGAACCCAAACAGGGUUGUGCAUGCUUCUGUUGUCUCCGCUUUAAAUCUUCAGCUUCAGCAAAACGACAUGAUGAUGAUGAUGAUUAUUAUUAUUACGAUGAUUGUAGGCUUCUUUAUUUUGGCAGGUUCGACGAGACGAGUGUGCAUUGUUUCAGUGUUGAUGCUAUAAACGACCUGCGUUGCAUUGCUGAAAGGAUGAUAUCGUCUGGGUACUUGUGGCAAUGCAUUCAGGUUUAUGGCACUGUGAGGAAAUCCAAUAUCGAUGCCAUACUUGGGAGUCUGGGCAUCAGUGAUGUUGGUGCUCCGCUCGAGGCCAGGAUCCACCGCUGGAGAGAGGCUGCUAUGGUUUGUGUUCUCAAAUUGUUCGCCCGUGAAAAGAGGCUUUGUGAGAAAAUCUUUGAUGGGGUUGGUCCUGAUAUUGCUCAUGCUUCCUUCAUUGAAACUGCCAAGGAAUCUGCCAUUCAGCUUCUCAACUUUGCUGACACUACUUGCACAACCCUCAUGUCAUUACCUUACAAGCUGUUAAUGAUUCUAGACCUAUAUAAUGCUUUGGCAGAUUUGAUACCUCAUCUUGAUAAUGCCUUUGGUCUUAAAUCCUGUGAGUCCAUACGUGUUCUCGCUCGUAACGUUCUGUCUCGCUUGUCUGAGGCUGCAAUGGGGAGUUUGUCAGCGUUUGAGAAUGCUCUGCUACGGGACACGGCGAAGGCUCCUGUUCCGGCAAGUGGGACAAUUCACCCCUUAACCUGGUGUGUAAUAGAUGAUUUAAGGCUUAUCUGUGAUAACAAGAAAAUUUUGAAUCGGCUUAUAGUGUCUAAGCCAUCAAUGGAGUCUAUUUUCAAUGUGGAUUUAGCACACAUCAUCGAGGAGGAAGGGAAAACCCCGUUGGGGGUUCACUUAAUUUGGAUUAUUGAGAUAUUGCAAAUUCACUUGGAUGGCAAGGCCAAGCAAUAUAAAGACAAGUCUUUGUCUCAUCUGUUCAUAAUGAACAAUGUCCACUUCAUUUUUGAUUGGAUGAGAGCACUGAAAGAGCAUUCUGAAUUGAGGGACAUGAUUGGAGAUGGUUAUUUGGAGAAGCUGGAGAGGAAAUUCCAGCAGGCUGCUAUUAGCUACGAGAAAUCAACUUGGGGGAGGGUGUUGAAUUGCUUAACGGAUGAGGGAUUGUAUUUGAAAAUAGGUUGCAAGAUGUCAAUCUCGAAGAGUGCUUUGAGAAAAAAAAUUAAGGCCUUCAAUGCCUUGUUUGAGAAGAUUCACAGGACUCAGGCUGUCUGGUCAAUACCGGAUUCACAACUCAGGAAGAGCCUUCGAAUGUCUAUAACGGAGAAGCUAAUCCCAGCAUAUACGUCAUUAGUUGGGCAGUGUGGGAGCAUUAACUUGAAUGGAAGAUAUGUAGAGUAUUCUGAGCUGGAGCUGCAGGCUGCUGUUUUGGAGCUAUUUAAAGGAAAACCUAUUUCCUAG
Messenger RNA from Abrus precatorius (Indian licorice), 1725 nucleotides. RefSeq names its product exocyst complex component EXO70B1-like. Gene Ontology annotation, molecular function: phosphatidylinositol-4,5-bisphosphate binding. The record is from RefSeq and is a predicted model, not a curated record. Bases 1 to 1725 code for a protein of 574 amino acids. Gene Ontology annotation, biological process: exocytosis. The transcript has a single exon. Gene Ontology annotation, cellular component: exocyst. Lineage: Eukaryota; Viridiplantae; Streptophyta; Magnoliopsida; Fabales; Fabaceae.